Messenger RNA from Gekko japonicus, 776 nucleotides. It is a transcript of the gene SCAMP5, whose product is annotated as secretory carrier membrane protein 5. The record is from RefSeq and is a predicted model, not a curated record. Bases 69 to 776 code for a protein of 235 amino acids. NCBI's taxonomy places the organism in Eukaryota, Metazoa, Chordata, Lepidosauria, Squamata, Gekkonidae. Gene Ontology annotation, biological process: protein transport. The transcript has 6 exons. Gene Ontology annotation, cellular component: trans-Golgi network membrane; recycling endosome membrane.
CUCUUUCAGCUUCGGUGGUGUCGUGAAGGGUUCUUCUGUCAGGCUGCGGCAUAAAAAGCGGCGUCACCAUGGGAGAAAAAGUGAACAAUUUCCCUCCCCUGCCUCGCUUCAUCCCCCUGAAGCCGUGCUUCUACCAGGAUUUCGACGAGGAGAUCCCUCCCCAGCACCGGACCAUGGCCAAACGCCUCUACUACCUCUGGAUGUUGAACAGCAUCACCUUGGCGGUGAAUCUGAUUGGCUGCCUCGCAUGGAUGAUUGGCGGCGGCGGAGCGACUAACUUUGGACUGGCUAUUCUCUGGCUCCUCCUCUUUACGCCCUGCUCUUAUGUCUGCUGGUUCAGACCCAUUUACAAAGCCUUCAAGACAGACAGCUCCUUCAGCUUCAUGGCGUUCUUCUUCACGUUCAUGGCCCAGCUGGUGAUCAGCAUCAUCCAAGCGGUUGGGAUCCCCGGCUGGGGGGUCUGCGGCUGGAUUGCGGCCAUCUCUUUCUUCGGCAGCAACGUGGGAUCGGCAGUCGUGAUGCUCAUCCCCACCAUCCUGUUCACAGCCAUGUCCGUUUUCUCCUUCAUCGCCCUCAGCAUGGUGCAUAAAUUCUACCGGGGAAGCGGCGGGAGCUUCAGCAAAGCACAAGAGGAGUGGACAACAGGGGCGUGGAAGAACCCGCACGUCCAACAGGCUGCGCAGAACGUGGCCGUCGGCGCCGCCCAGGGAGCCAUGAUGCCGCACGAGACGCAAUAUUCGGCCACCCCCAACUAUAACUACCCCAAUGAGAUGUGA